This is a messenger RNA of Parnassius mnemosyne (clouded apollo), 1011 nucleotides long. The record is from the annotation of a GenBank genome assembly. Lineage: Eukaryota; Metazoa; Arthropoda; Insecta; Lepidoptera; Papilionidae.
AUGAGUGCGGUUAAAAUUGUGCUUGUGCUUUUGGUGUUGUGCUGCGUCGAUAUGUUGGGGUCAGCGGAUGCACUUCAGCAGGAUGCUGAGGGUGUUUGCGUCGUGAAAACCAGUUCCCGAAAAACAAGGGUGAAGACGUUCGCUGCGCAAAUAAGGAAAAUGUGUGGCAAAAGAAAAUGCGUGGUGCGGAAAACUAAAGUAGAGGUCUUUACUGUCACUAAGAAUCAAACGGUUUGCUGCAACGGGUAUGGUUACAGAAGCGAAGACGAUUCUUGCACCCCUCUUUGCAGUACUGGUUGCAACGGAGGCCGGUGCGUAGCCCCUGACGUGUGCCACUGCGACCCCCCAGCCACUUUAGACGAGGAGCAUAAAAACGUAUGCAUCAUGCCCACGUGUGAACCACCAUGUGUGAACGGCGCAUGCGUUGCCAAUGACACUUGUCAUUGUAACACCGGUUUCAUGGAGUACAACUCUACACAUUGCUACCAUUGUGACCCUGGCUAUGCGAUCGAUAUGACCUUCAACUGCGUUCCAAUUUGUGACCCACCGUGCGUUAAUGGAAACUGUAUUGGACCAAACAUUUGUGGCUGCCCUACUGGGUAUAAACUUAAGGGUACUUUCGCGUGUGAACCUGUUUGCGAUAGCCCUUGUAUCAAUUCCACAUGCACUGCGCCAAAUGUUUGUUCAUGUUUUGAGGGAUAUACGGAAGUGAAUGGUACUUGCGUACCGCGAUGUGUUUCAUGUGAUAAUGGACAAUGUGUUGGACCGAACGUUUGUGUUUGUAAUGACGGCUUUACAAAGGCUGAUGGUGGUUGCGUACCAACAUGCGAUGAAACUUGUGUGAAUGGAGUUUGCUCGGCUCCGAAUACGUGUUCCUGUAAUGAGGGUUAUAUAAAGGACAAUAGCAGUUAUUCCAGAUGCUUCAAGCCCUGCAGCGGCCAGUGCAAAAAUGGGUGUGACGAGAACGGAACAUGCAUAGAUUGCAGUAUACCUAUAAGGUAUGAUUAUUAA